AUGUCGAUAACGCCCGGUCUUCUCCAGCAGAUGGCCCGCCCCGGGCGUUCGAAGAUUAUGGAGGUCAAUCUGGCGUUGGACAAGGCCUCGCUCCGAAUUCGAUGGCCGAUCUUGGGUGAACUCAGCGAUAUCAUGGUCAUCGACGAUCCGACGGACGCGUUUUCUCCCGAGAGGCCAUUACAGCUUCCUGAUGAUAGCUUUCACCUUGUUGCCAAUGCGAUCGCCUUGGAGCCGCCAAUUAGCUUUGUGAUGGUUAAACUCGAUUGCCUUGACUACUAUCCCUUCGAAUGCUCUGAAGCUUGCCAAUGCGACGGCAAGUACAAGGAUGACAUCGGAAAUUCGUUCGAGAGCCCGCCAUUACGGUUGGAAACACCAUCCGUACGUCACAUCCGUACCUGA
This is a messenger RNA of Eremomyces bilateralis CBS 781.70, 399 nucleotides long. RefSeq lists its product as uncharacterized. The transcript is spliced from 2 exons. The coding region runs from base 1 to 399 and encodes 132 amino acids. The record is from RefSeq and is a predicted model, not a curated record. NCBI's taxonomy places the organism in Eukaryota, Fungi, Ascomycota, Dothideomycetes, Eremomycetales, Eremomycetaceae.